Lycium barbarum (goji berry) is the source of this 360-nucleotide messenger RNA. RefSeq lists its product as uncharacterized. The record is from RefSeq and is a predicted model, not a curated record. The transcript has a single exon. Bases 1 to 360 code for a protein of 119 amino acids. Lineage: Eukaryota; Viridiplantae; Streptophyta; Magnoliopsida; Solanales; Solanaceae.
AUGGCACUUACUGAGGAGUGUAGUUCUAGAGUGAGGAGCAAGGUUCCACCGAACCUGAAAGAUCCGGGUAGUUUUACUAUUUCUAUCACUAUUGGUAAUAUCGAGGUUGGACUGGCAUUGUGGGAUUUGGGUGCUAGUAUUAAUCUGAUGUCCACCUCUGUGUUCCGAACAUUGGGGUCAGGUGAGCCAAGGCCAACAACAGUCACUUUUCAAUUAGCUGACAGUUCUUUUGCAUAUCCUGAUGGUAUAAUUCAAGAUGUUUUUAUGAAGGUGGGUCCUUUUAUUCUGCCGUUUGAUUUUGUUAUCCUUGAUUACGAAGCAGAUAAAAUGUCCCUCUCAUCAUGGGAAGAGGAUUCUUAG